Zingiber officinale is the source of this 1440-nucleotide messenger RNA. RefSeq lists its product as uncharacterized. The record is from RefSeq and is a predicted model, not a curated record. The transcript is spliced from 3 exons. Bases 1 to 1440 code for a protein of 479 amino acids. Lineage: Eukaryota; Viridiplantae; Streptophyta; Magnoliopsida; Zingiberales; Zingiberaceae.
AUGACCACUAGUCAGAAGGAAAUCACCCUAAAAGUCUUUGUGAACAAGACCAAGAACUGCGUAGCUUUUGUCGAUUCGGGCUUGGAUUUCGUAGAUGUUCUCCUCAGCUUCCUCACGAUGCCUGUUGGCACCGUCGUCCGUCUUCUCAACAGGCAGUCGUCCCUGGGUUGUUUCGAUAAGAUUUACCAAAGCGUCGAGCAGCUCGAUGAGAAGUACCUGGUGACGGCAGGGUGCAGAUCGAUGUUGACCAACCCAGUGAAUUCAUCUGGCGUGAAAUGCCAGAAACUUCGGAUUAAUAUCGCUGAAAUGGGAAAGUUAUAUAAAUGCUCUUACGCUAACUGCACUCAGCGUAACUACAGUUAUUAUUCAGGUCUCAAAUGCCAAUGUGGUGGUGGCAUUAAUACGGCAGUUAGUUAUGAUCUGAAUCAAGAUGAUGUUAAUUAUGAAGAAUUUCGUGGCGUUUUCAUCAAAGGGGCUAAAUUUGUUGUUACAGAUGCUCUUUGUAUAUCUUUGGUUGAGGACCUCAUUUCGACUUUAAACGAGUGUGGCAAUGGUGAUCGUAACCAACUAGAAGAGAGAUUGGUAAAGAUUGAACGAGAACAGGUUGUACGAAUUCUUAAAAGGUCCCUCAUUUCCGACACUCCACUAACUGAUGUUUUAUUGCAAAAUGGAGAAGACACGCCGCCGCCCAAGGUUUCAGUCCCUUCGAUUGAAAAAACAGUUGAAAAAAAGGCGUUUGAUGAGGAGAAGAAGAUCUACAAACUCAACAUGGCCCUUACUCGUAACAAGGUGUUGUAUGCUGUGGCGAAUCAUGACUUCGUUGAUUUGCUUUUCAGUUUUCUCACAUUGCCAUUGGGUUCUCUGGGAAAGCACUUGGGCAGUCGAUUCCGGCCGAUUGGAUGUCUGUAUAACUUGUAUGGUAGUGCAGAGCGUUUGCGGUCAUCAGGUUACAUGGUUGCAGGCUGCGAAGAGAGACUGCUUAAUCCUAAGCUUGCGCCAUGUUUCAACUGCAAGAAUCAAAUCAUUGGAGUGGAGGAGGAGAAGCGAGAUAUCUACUAUGCUUGUUACUGCUUCUGCAAACUAAGCGCAACGACUUUCUACUGCCAAUCAAACAAGUAUAAUGACAUGCGGGCAUAUCAGGCAACACUUGUAGACCCCAAAAGUCAACUCAAAGGAACAAUUUCUUCAUAUGGAAGUUAUUGUCAGGAAUUAAGGUACAUAGUCUCCGACGAACUCGUGGUCGCCCCACUAUCCCUCGCAGAAGUCAUUUCAUUUAGCAAGGAAAUCUCUGAUCCAAUAAAGAUGGCAGAGUUGAGCGUAGCUGAAGAGGAGGUUCUUGACUUUCUUGGCGUUGCUUUGACGUCCAACACAGCGCUAACAGAUGCCUUCUUAGCAAGGACUGUUGGUGUGUUCACUUCGGUGGACGAGAAGGGUGAUUGA